AUGGCAGCGCAGCCGUCUGAUGAUGAAAUCAGGAAUUUUUAUGACUUUACAGGCUCUAAUAUUCCCAAGAAGGAGGUGAUUGCGCGGUAUCAGGGCAACAACAGCGACAUCUCACAAGCUGUCGCAGAGUGGUUCGAUGAUCCUACUAGCCAAAAGUACACAUACAGGUGGGACGAAGACCAGUUCAACAGUGAUCGGGAUGGUGGACCGAGAGAGCAAAACACUCACGGUGUCGCGUUUGAUAUUCAAGGCCCCGAUGUCACCGCUCCCUCCUACAAUCAUUACGAUGGCAAUGGCCUGGCUUCCAGGCCGCCUUCUCGAACGAGCCAUAAUAAAUCACCACUGGGUAAGAUAAUAGACCUAACUGCCGAGCACGCACUUGCCGAUCCGCGAAACUCCUUGCCCUUUGCCCAACAUGAGGAUAGUGAUUUGGAGCAGGCUCUCCGUGCCUCCAGAGCGGAAGCCGGCCUGGAACCACAAGAAAGCGGAAUUGCCAAUGCCAGCGAACCUAUUUUCGGUCCUGCCACUCGCAGCCAAUAUGAAACUGGCAAAUGGGACAUGGUGAUCGCAGGCAAAACCUCUGUUACUGAAAUAGUGGCAGACCCUGAGCCAGCGGAGCGAAAACGCGAUCUCGACGUCCCAGCCUUCCUCAAGCCAAGCGUCGAAGACCAUCGUCUGAAUGCCCUCUUGACAAUCUACCAUGAGAUUCCCCUCAUCCGACAAAUUUUCCUACCCCACGAUGGUCACGACCAGGCUCCAAAUUAUGGUUACGAUAAAGAGUGGUGGGCUGGCAAGGCAAUCGAUAUUCGUUCGGUCUUUGAAGAAGGCAUAACACCACCCAGUGAGGUGAAUAUGGAGCUCCAACGUCUUAUGGCUUUUUUGAACAAGACAGACCGAAGUUACGGCUCCACAGAAGCCCUUGCAAACCUGAAGGAUGUGAAAAAGGAACUGCGGAAGGACCCAAAUAAGCCAAAGGCAGCGGUGCUGAGGGCCUGGAAAAAUGGUAUGCCAGAUGGUCAGUACAAAGAUGAAAAGGUUAGCAAACUUUUCAGCGUGGGUGUACUUUCUGAGGCAGAAGAGAGCAACCCACAGGAGUUCGGCAUUUUGGAGCUAGCCUUGCCAGAUACAGACUCCUAUCAGGAGACGCUCUACGAUAUUGCAGAUGAGGCCUUGUGGCAUUCUCUUGAACCAUUGAACUUGGAUAAAAGCCCUUACCUCUCUCAUGUGGCUGACGUCAUUGCAUUUCAAAUCGAGGGAGACGAAACCAAAAAGAACAUCGAGGUUCCUAUCACAUGGUACCCAGAUCGUUAUCUGAAACCAGCAAGACAGGCUGCACUGGAUAUGCGAUUGGAGAAGAAGGAGAUGGCCGAAAGACUAGAGCAGAACUUGCGUCUGCAAGAGUCUCUUACGAAUCAUCACGGGUCCAACGGGAAAACUAUCAAAGUGAAAGAUCUCCUUAAUGCAGCUCUUCAGCACGAGCAGGUUGAGAACUCUGAUGGUGAAAUCGAGGCGCAAAUCCAAGUUGUAGAGGAUGAAGAAGGGGAUCUUGCUGCUCGGGAGUCUGCUAAGAAAACUGCUUAUCUUUCAGCGCAGCUUCGAAACCUGGUGACAAAUAUCGACAACAAACUAAAAUCUCUGAAUGAAGAAAAGGAGAAGUCUAUCGAUGCAUUACGCAAGCUAUCAACGUUGUAUACCGAUCCUUCCUCGGAGGUAGAUCCAGCUGCGCCCAAACUCCACAAGUACACACUCAGAGGUGUCAGCACAACGAAGAGCACGAUGUACGUCUGUAGGCGCGCCGAGCCUGAUCUAAUAGAUAUAGAUCUUGACGGUGAAGAGCCAAAGUCGAAUGGUGACCAGUGGUGGCGGAUUCAUUAUGCGUCUUUUGGCUCCAAUCCAGUAACCAUAGAGAAAACUACGGAAGAAAAGGUUCUCGAAGCUACAAAGAGCGAGAGCAAGACCAUGAUGCUAGUUUAUGCCAGUGAAGAGGCUAUGAACUUUGAAGCGAAGCCCCUUCCUGCUAAUCUUGAGGCCUUCGUUCACAUGGACAACCGAGCAUUCAAGGCUGAGCUGAUCGAGGGUGGUAGUUCACAAACUCAAGUUUCAUCUCCAGGGAAGCGCAAAUUUGACCAAAGCGAAGCAGAGGUAUCGUCAGAAGCAACUCCGUCACGAUGGGAUAGUGGUGCAAGUCCAAAGGGAAAUCAGAGUGCGAUGAGUGGCGAGAUGAGCAAUCACGUUGAUUAUCUACAAGACCCUGAAAUCAUUAUCGGCGUUGACCCAAACGGCAUUGAGAGCAAUGAACAGCCCGUGGGUCAGGAAAUGCAGGAGCGCAGCAGCAUGAUGAUGAUGGCGGGCAUGAGCCAGGAAAAGUCUACGAUCGACAGUAUGGAUCUGGAUGAGGUUAUUGAGGAUGAGCACCCGGCGGGAGAGAGUGCAGCUGUGAAACGUGUUGGAUUUUCGGAAUGA
Lachnellula hyalina is the source of this 2463-nucleotide messenger RNA. RefSeq lists its product as uncharacterized. The transcript is spliced from 9 exons. NCBI's taxonomy places the organism in Eukaryota, Fungi, Ascomycota, Leotiomycetes, Helotiales, Lachnaceae. The record is from RefSeq and is a predicted model, not a curated record. Gene Ontology annotation, biological process: protein deubiquitination. Bases 1 to 2463 code for a protein of 820 amino acids. Gene Ontology annotation, cellular component: nucleus; cytosol.